This is a messenger RNA of Triplophysa rosa, 2799 nucleotides long. RefSeq names its product stomatin (gene stom). Gene Ontology annotation, cellular component: plasma membrane. The coding region runs from base 302 to 1186 and encodes 294 amino acids. The transcript has 8 exons. The record is from RefSeq and is a predicted model, not a curated record. NCBI's taxonomy places the organism in Eukaryota, Metazoa, Chordata, Actinopteri, Cypriniformes, Nemacheilidae.
GUUUAGUAUGCUUUAGAACGGCACUCGCGGUACCUUUAAGUUGUACGCUGAUCAGUCUGCGCAGCGCUGCAUCAAGUCAAACACGGCUUUUGCGUAUGUUGACUCCGCUCCUUGUAGAUUAAAGGAUACCCGCCCCCACCCUGAAGCCCAGCCCCACAACAAUAACCACCCCCUUAGAGUUAGCUAAACUGCACGUAUGAUCUGAACUGUCCCGUUACGUAUUAUUAGCGUCUCCUGCUGCAAGUCUUCUGACGAUCGUCUGCGCAAUAUCAACCGUGAAUUACUCAAGAUAUCUCCUACAAUGGAAGAUGGCCGAGAAACAUCUUCGAUGAGGGACCAGAAGAGAAAGGAACGACAAAUAGAUCAAUGGUCCUACACAAUUGGUGAUAAUGCCUUGGAGAACACAGACGAUGACAUUGGCCUGUGUGGAUGGAUCCUGGUGCUGUUUUCUAUUCUGCUCACACUGCUGACUCUGCCUCUCUCCAUAUGGAUGUGCAUUAAGAUAGUGAAGGAAUAUGAACGGGCGAUCAUCUUUCGCCUGGGACGCAUAUUACGAGGAGGUGCCAAAGGACCAGGCCUUUUCUUCAUCCUGCCCUGUACGGACAGCUUUAUUAAUGUGGACAUGCGCACCAUUACUUUUGAUAUCCCCCCUCAGGAAGUGCUGACAAAAGACUCAGUGACAGUGAGUGUAGAUGGUGUGGUCUAUUACCGUGUGAACAACGCCACGCUGGCGGUCGCUAACAUCACCAAUGCUGAUGCAGCCACUCGCCUGUUGGCACAGACCACGCUGAGGAAUGUGCUGGGCACAAAAAACCUGUCAGAGAUCCUGUCAGACAGAGAGGAAAUUGCCCACAAUAUGCAGUCCUCUCUGGAUGAUGCUACAGAUGACUGGGGUAUUAAAGUGGAACGUGUGGAGAUCAAGGAUGUCAAACUGCCCUUGCAACUCCAGAGAGCCAUGGCAGCCGAAGCUGAAGCGACCAGAGAAGCCAGAGCUAAGGUGAUCGCAGCUGAGGGUGAAAUGAACGCGUCAAGGGCGCUGAAGGAGGCGUCUCUGGUGAUCGCCGAGUCCCCCUCAGCCUUGCAGCUCCGCUACCUCCAGACCCUCAACACAAUCGCAGCAGAGAAGAACUCCACCAUCAUCUUCCCGCUGCCCAUUGACAUUAUGCAGUCUUUUAUGAAGCACUGAGGAUACAGCAACACAUACAGAUGAAUCCACGCAGAAGUGAACAGACCAAUCUUAGAUGCCAUGCACUUAUGUGCAUAUAAUCUACAUACAGGGGGUCCAAAAGUCUGAGACUGUUUGAAAAUGAGCUGUUUUUGUUUUUACUGUUCGUAGGUUUUCAUAGCAAAAUUCAUUUAUAGCAAAAUAGUCUUGAAAUUUCAGUUGAAUUUCACAAGAAGGUCAUCUUAAAUCAUGCAAAGCUAUCAUCACGUUGCAUAAAUUCAAGCGCUCUCAUUAAAGCUAAAUAACUAAAUGCAAAAAAUUGUGACAUUUAUGUGAAACUUUACUUUUUUUGUUACACUAGAAUCUGUAAUUAAAAAAAUUAAAUAUAGAAAUGCAAAAUGUUUGGAUUGGACCCCACUAAAUGCAUACACUCUCCUUCAGAUAUAGACAGUUUCAGCAGCAACCACAUAACAUUUGUUUUUUAAACUUAACUUCCGGUAGACAAGAAUCAAUAACUGCUGAGUAGUGUUAAUUCAAUUUAAUACAAUUAAUAUACAAUCAAUUAUUUUUAUAAAUUAACAUGAAUAUAAAUUGUUAUAUUAUAACCAAACACAGGACAAAAGUUAACUUCAUGUGUGUCCGAUGAAACCGUUUGUACUCUGAUGUAUGAUCUGUAGAUGUUUCUAUAAAGAAUGAAAGGAACAAGUAGGUUUUAUUUCUGGCUCACAUAAACAAGUUCAAAGAACUUUGGUCAUGCAUUGAUGGGAGAUGACAACAAUACAAACCUUUUGGUUGAUCAUUUAUAGAACAUCUCUUGGUUUUAUGAAUGUAUAUGUGUGUUUCACGCAUGCAUAACCUAAUCCAUCUAUUUGCCAAAUAGGUCAGGAAAACAUCCAAGGGUAUAUUUAGAUAGUAUCCGUUUUCAAGACAUCAGCUGACAGCAGUGCUUUAUUGUGCCUACCAGUUUUUCUUGCCGAGAACCUUUAUUAAUGCUGUCUAUCAAUAUAAAGCCUUAAGCCAUAUAUUUAAUUGUUAAAACAAUAUUUACAGGUUUACACACUCCUUUUUUUAAACCAGGGCUUAGCGUUUAAAUAAUUUUUUUAUGAAUUCAUAUGCAUAUUUAAUCAGGACUUAAGAUCUUAUUUCAGCAUUUCAGAUCAUUGUUUGGCUCACCCUUUAAUAUGUAAUCUAAUCUUCAUAAUCACAAUGCAGUGGUUAAACAAUGAAGACAGAACAGGUGCUUGUAAAAUUAGUGUAUUUGCUGCUUCAAUGUCAGAGGAUAGAAUUACACAUUCUGUUUAUUAAAGAUGUGAAUCUGGUUAAAUGCUGCCUGUGAGCAAAAAGGUAAAAAAAAUAGUGGUACCGGUUAUUCAGAUAUUUGUAUCUGUCCAUUACAAAUCUAUAUUCUGUAUUCAAUGUUUAACUGAUAUCUGUUUUUCUGUUCACUCACAUUACAAUAUUGUAUUAUAACAUUGUUUUUCUGGGCACUGUAUUUGUGUGCAUAUCAUAGCAUAUUUUUUAAAUGUCCCAUUUCCUUUAGUAGAUUAAAGCACAUAAUAUUAUUUCAAGACUUUUAAAAGCAUAAAUUCUUUACCGGAGUUAUUUUCUCAGAAUGCUGUUAUUAGGACUGUUUA